AGUUUGGGACGCGCGGUCCUAUACUGACACGUUCUAGAACAGAAGACCAUUACUAGGCAAGUGGCAUGCGAGACCGUUUUUAUCCAUGGAGAUGUCUGCGCUAUACAUCGCUUUGCUGCUGCUCCCGGAGCAUGUCAUCGACGGGAUAACCAGAUCUUAUGAAGGGACGGAGUUAGCGACAACACCGACCGUCACUUCCCCGUUACCAGGGCGAUGGCGGCUGCGGGAAAAGCGGGGCUUGUUGGAGUUGGCGGGCGUCAUUAAAUGCAGCACUGGGAGGUCGGCGGUGGCUUACAUCAUGUAUGGAUGUUACUGCGGGCUGGGAGGCCAGGGCUGGCCCCGAGACAAGGCUGACUGGUGCUGUCACAAGCAUGACUGUUGCUAUGGGAAGGCUGAGGAUCUGGGUUGUCAGACCAAGACAGACAAGUACCAGUGGACCUGUGAGAACAAGAUGGCCGACUGCGAGUCUCUCCAGGACAGGUGUGACAAGAUUCUGUGCAGGUGUGACCUAGUGUUUUCUCUGGUUAAUCCUGGGUAAUGGUGUGUGUGUGUAUUAAAGCCCUACAGUACUUGACUUUACACACUGCCCAUCUGAUUCAUGGAUCUUAUUAACAGUGUGCUUAGAUCACCAUGAUAGACCUGAUGUGGUGUACCAUUAAGUCCAUGACUGAGGAUUCAAACAGCAGUUCUAUAAACAGGUUGUAGACUGUCAUUUUCAAUGUAAAAAAAAAAACAGUAAGGUCAUAUUCUAAUAUCGCCAUCACAUACAUCUUAUGAUUUCAUCUGUAGGCCUACAAGAAAAACACAUUUUCUCAUUUCAUCUGUAGUCCUACAAGGAAAAUACAUUUUCUCAUUUCAUCUAUACAAAAAAUAUUUUUAACAAACACAAGAAGUUUGGUCACAUUCUUUAAAAAAAAUUGUAAUUUAUUCAUUUGUUUCUUUGCUAAGUCUAUAUUUUUGGGAGAAACCAGAAGAACCCAGGUAACGCAUCAGAGGGAAUCACAGUGCACCGUAACCCAGGUAACGCACCCGAGGGAAUCACAGUGCACCGUAACCAGGUAACGCAUCAGAGGGAAUCACAGUGCACCGUAACCAGGUAACGCAUCAGAGGGAAUCACAGUGCACCGUAACCAGGUAACGCAUCAGAGGGAAUCACAGUGCACCGUAACCCAGGUAACGCACCCGAGGGAAUCACAGUGCACCAUAACCCAGGUAACGCACCCGAGGGAAUCACAGUGCACCGUAACCCAGGUAACACAGAGGGAAUCACAGUGCACCGUAACCCAGGUAACGCAUCAGAGGGAAUCACAGUGCACCUGAAGCAGUACUAGCAGUUUAAUUAAAGGGACAUUCCACCACUUUUAUACCUCAUUCUUCACCUCCAGUAUCCAGUCUGUGUCCCCAAUGUCAUCCCCUAAAUAGGGCAGUACUUAUGGGUCCUGGUCAAAAGUAGUGGACUAAAUAGGAAAUAGGGUACCAUUUGGGCUGCACAGCACCUGUAGAUGAUGAUAUGAUGUCGAAAAGUGGUGAAAUUUAUCUUGAGUGAAAAUAGAAAAUCAGAAUUAAAAAAAUACAGAUAUUUAAUAAUUAAAUCUACGCAAUUAGCUACAACCAACCGCAGGACCGGUGGGACUGAAUACCGCAAAGAAUAAUGAAUCUCUUCAUGAACAAUUAAACAAAUUGAAAAUGUAAAACAACAUUUUAACAUUUGUCACAUACAAACAU
Coregonus clupeaformis (lake whitefish) is the source of this 1725-nucleotide messenger RNA. Its product is annotated as phospholipase A2-like. The coding region runs from base 86 to 538 and encodes 150 amino acids. The record is from RefSeq and is a predicted model, not a curated record. Lineage: Eukaryota; Metazoa; Chordata; Actinopteri; Salmoniformes; Salmonidae. The transcript has 4 exons. Gene Ontology annotation, molecular function: phospholipid binding; calcium ion binding. Gene Ontology annotation, biological process: lipid catabolic process; phospholipid metabolic process; arachidonate secretion.